AUGGACCAACCACCGCGCCCGCCUGCUACGUUGCCGCCGCUCGAGGACGUCGACAGCCUCAUCGCGAGGAAUGCGCCGAUCGCGCGCACGCGCAAGCGCCGAAGUGAGAACUUCGAGCGAUGUACGACUGCGACCACAACUGGGCAGUAUCUCGCGAUGGGCGCCGCGCGCAAGGACUUGAAAUACGACAUUGAGCAAGGCUUCGUCAUGGUGCUGGACCGGGCGCCGCCGCUCGCCGGCCACCAGUGGGAGGCAACCGUCCCGCGAAGCCCCCCGGCCUCGCCGCAGUCGCCGCGCAAAAGACCAAAAAAGGUCUCGUCCAAAGCGCUCGCGGUUGCGGCGGUCGCGGCAGCCGAGGCGCGCGAGGCUGCGGCGGCGCCCGCGCCAGCGCCCGCGCCAGCGCCCGCGUCGCCGCCGCCGGUGCGCACCUCGACCUACCUCCCGUCCUCGAGUCUAAGGCCGGAAUACGCCGAAACGCCAACUCGGAAGCAGAUCACCCAAAUGAUCGCCGGGAACGAGAGCACCUCGUCCUCCUCGUCGGACUCAGACACGGACGAUGACUUCUCUCCGGACGGGGCGCCGGUGCGCCGCGCGAGUCCGCCGAGCACCGUGUCCUCCUCGUCGGACAGCGACACUCCGCCGGCCGAAUCUGACACGGACGACGAGGCGCGGCCGCCGGCGCGCGCGCCGCCGCGGGGGCCGCCCGUGUCCGCUGCCGAAAUCGCGGCGGCGGCGCGCUCAUCGGAGGACGACGCGCGGCCGCCGGCCAACGACGACACGGACGACGACCUGCCUCCGCCGCCUGUGGUGAAGCAAGAGCCCGUGCCGCCGGAGGAGCAAUGCUUCGACGGUGUUGAGUUCACGGGGCCGCCGGCUGCGCUGAGUUGCACGCCCCAGACGGUACAUAAAAAGUACGUCGGUGUGAGCAUUGAUGCUCGUCGGGAAAACACGUCGUGGUCCGCGAACAUCGGCGUCGACGGCGAGACGGAGUAUUUGGGCAACUACUACUCGCCCGUAGAAGCCGCCGCAGCCUACGACAAGCGAGCACGGGAGUUGAAUCGGCCGGUGAAUUUCCCGCGCGAGGGGGAAGAGCAGGCGGUGCCGAAGACGAGAAGGAGCUCGACGGGACCGCCGCCCGCGAAACGCGCCCGCACGACCAACUCUCCGGCUCCUGCCGCGGCGCCGCCGCGACCUCCAGCGUCUCAGGCGCCCGCGCCGCCGCGACCGCGAGCACCAGUGCCGGAGGCGCCCGCGCUGCCGCGCCCGCGACCGCCGGAGCCUCGAGCGCCCGCGCCGCCACGACCGCGACCGCCGGAGCCUGAGGCGCCCGCGCCGCGGCGGGGGCACUGGCGUUUCCGCGAUCGCGAUCCCGACGACAACCUCCUGGAGCAGCUGCAGGACGCCGGAGCGCGCCUGCGCCAGAGGGGCCGGGAGCGCGACGCCGCGCGCGCAGAAGUCGCGACGCUCCGACGCGAACGCGACGAGGCGCUCCGGGAGCGGGACGCGGCCCGGAAGCAGUUGGCCGCGCGAAACGACAUGCUCGCGCAGGUCCUCAAGGAGCAGCAGUACUAA
This is a messenger RNA of Pelagomonas calceolata, 1572 nucleotides long. NCBI's taxonomy places the organism in Eukaryota, Pelagophyceae, Pelagomonadales, Pelagomonadaceae. The record is from the annotation of a GenBank genome assembly.